GGAUUAUUGUGGUAGCCAUUGUUAUAGCAACUGCCAACUAGUACUACUAUUUAGCUCUCUGUAGGUCGUCACUUUUCCAUCUUCCCCCCUUUUCUUUCUUUCUUGUACAUUUUGACCUUUUAGGGGGUCUACUCUACACUCCUACGUCUCUCCAAGCAAAGCAAAAGGGCAAAGUCUUGGCAAUUAAAAGGGGCACACGAGGCCACACCUAAACUUGUUCUUCAUGGUUUGAUGCCAAGCAAAAAACACAGGAGGAGAAGAAAAGGGAAAGCUGGUUUAUCUGUAUAGAGAAAAAGAAGAUUUCUUUUCUUUCUAUUUCAUCUCUCCCCCGGUCAAAAGCCUCCAUCUUUUGUUUACUUUCAUUGUGAAAAAUAAAUUUUGUGGCAGCUGAAAGAUGAGCCCUUUUUCCUUCCCCAAUCCCCACCUUUACCUCACUGAUUACUUCUUUCAGUUCUUCUCUGGGUACCGAUGAAAACUAGUACCCAAGUUUUUGGACCCUAAUUAAAGCCUUACCCGUGAAUCCCAUUUGGCGUGUUUGCCAUUAUAAGCUGUCCACACAAUCUGUGUCGUUGUCUCUCUGGGAAAAAGACCCGAGCUUUGGAAGUGUAAUGAUGGGUUUCGAAGAAAGCGGCAAAGAGAGGAAAAUGGCGGGAGGAAGAGUGGUUGAUUGUGGUCACAAGCGUUCAAAGAGUGCUUGUGGUCCGAGCUUUUGGAGGGUUUUUUAGCCAUUGUAGCAAAGUGGGGCAAAGGUUUUUCUCUGUUCUUUUAUGGCAUUUUGACAACAACAAACGAACACUCCCCUCCAGUGAAAGUGGUGGGCUUCUUAUCAUCUUUCAACGAGGCCUUCUCUCUGAUAUAUAUUUCUGUUAGCAAUGAGCUACCGUUGGUCGUGGGUAGCAAAUGAGAACAGUUUUAGGAUGAUGGGUUUUCGGAAAUUGUUUGCUAAAUGGACCUCUGUUAGAAGCUUCCCUGACAAGAAAGGAUUGGAAGAAGAUGGACGAGAUAGUUCUCUUGGAGCUUCACACCGUAGCAAGCUUGAUAUGGGACACCUGAAGGACUCUGUCAAAAGCAAGAGGAAACAAUCCCCAAAAGUUGAAGCUCAAAGUUCUUUGAAGCAAGAGAUUCUGCAACUUGAGAAAAGAUUACAAGACCAAUUCCAGGUUCGUGGUGCUCUGGAGAAGGCGUUGGGUUACCGGACCGCCUCCCUUGGGGGGGUACCUGAAGACUUAAUGCCCAAGCCAGCCACAGAACUGAUAAAGGAAAUAGCAGUGCUAGAGCUUGAAGUUGUGUAUUUGGAACAGUACCUCCUCUCAUUGUACAGGAAAGCAUUUGAUCAACAAACAUCUUCAGUGUCUCCAUCCAGCAGGGAAGAAAGGUCCAAAUCAGUUGUUACUACUCCAAGGCUCAGAUUCCAGGAUGUCCCCCCGAGACCCAAUGUCAUGUCUACUAGAGAAAAUUUAACACUUCAAUCACAGGAAAAGCCAUCAAAGGAAAAACUAUUAUUAGACUCCAGCAUCCAACGUUGUCAAUCCUCUCUCUCACAAUGCUCAGCAUUUCCUGCUAGACUUUCUCCUCUAGAAGCAGAUUCGUCUUUGGGAAGAGACGUUCGUGCUUGUCACUCACAGCCUUUGUCCAUGAUGGAGUUUGCGCAAAAUGCAACAAACGUUAUCAGUUUGGCAGAACAUCUUGGGACAAGAAUCUCUGAUCAUGUGAAUGACACUCCUAACAAGCUUUCCGAGGAUAUGAUUCGUUGCAUGUCUGCCAUAUACUGCAAGCUUUCGGACCCACCGGUGACAAAUAACGGCUUGUCAUCUCCAGUAUCGUCAUUGUCUUCAAUGAGUGCUUUUUCUCCACAAGAGCAAUGUGAUAUGUGGAGUCCUGGCUUCAUGACCAAUUCUUCAUCCUUCGACAUACGGCUAGAGAACCCGUUCCUUGUCGAGGGACUGAAGGAGUUCAGUGGACCGUACAGUAUGAUGGUUGAAGUGCCCUGGAUUUAUAGAGAUAAUCAGAAGCUGGGAGAUGUCGAGUCCUUGCUGCAGAAUUUCAGAUCACUGAUUUGUAGAUUGGAGGGAGUUGACCCAAGGAAGCUGAAACAUGAAGAGAAGCUCGCUUUCUGGAUCAAUGUUCAUAAUUCUCUAGUGAUGCAUGCGUUCCUUGCAUAUGGUAUUCCACAGAACAAUGUCAAGAGACUCUUCCUUCUGUUAAAGGUAAAUAUUCAUUUUCAUCAACUGGAAAAAACUUCAGUGAGUUAUUUGUUUUAUUGGCUCUUACACCUUUGCUUUCUUCAGGCUGCUUAUAAUGUUGGCGGCCAUACGAUCAGUGCAGACAUGAUUCAGAGCAACAUCCUUCAAUGCCGGAUGUCUCGUCCUGGCCAGUGGAUUAGAUUACUGAUCCCUUCAAGAUCCAAAUUCAAGUUGGGAGAUGAAAGGCAAGGCUACACAAUUGAUCACCCGGAACCCCUCUUGCAUUUUGCACUCAGCUCGGGUAGCCAUUCUGACCCUGCGGUACGCGCCUACACGCCAAAGGCUGUAUAUCAAGAGCUGGAAGCAGCAAAAGACGAGUACAUUCGAGCUACAUUUGGGGUACGAAAGGACCAAAGGAUCCUACUUCCAAAGAUCGUCGAAACUUUUGCAAAGGACUCGGGUCUAAGUCAGUCCGCUGUAGUCGAAAUGAUUCAAGGGUCUCUGCCGGAUUCUCUGAGGAAAUGUGUCAGGAAAUGCCAGCUAGGAAAACCUCGCAAGAUCAUCGAAUGGAUGCCACAUAACUUCAGUUUCCGGUACCUGAUCUCGAAAGAGCUGGCUAGAUGACAUUGCCAUAUAUAGUUUGUUUGGUAUUGGGUUUGAUAUACAUAUAUGUUUCUUGAAUCAAUUACAUAGGGAAGGGUGACCAUCAUUUUGUAAAAAGUGGUAAAGUAGGAAGAUGAGAAAUCAGUGAAGGCAUUUUCCAUGUUAGGAGAGUAGAGAUUGUUAACCCAAUUACCCAACGCCAAUAUGUUUUUGUGCCUGGUAAUAGUAUAUUGUAAUUUGGCAGUGCUGAGGAGAAAGGGUUAUGAUUUUCUGUAGUGAUCUACACCUUUUAUAAAGGGAGCUACUAAUUAACGCCCUAACUUUUUAAAUUUGUCGCCCUAAAAUUACUCAAUUUGACAAUUUUGCCCACAAUUUAUUCUCAAUCCCUAACCAAGUUUCGCCCUAAUAAUUCUCGCUCGUUGUCAUCGUUCGCCCUGGAAUUCUUCGCCGUCCC
This is a messenger RNA of Linum tenue, 3240 nucleotides long. The record is from the annotation of a GenBank genome assembly. NCBI's taxonomy places the organism in Eukaryota, Viridiplantae, Streptophyta, Magnoliopsida, Malpighiales, Linaceae.